GCCUGUGUCUGUAAAUAUCACACCGGCUAUUGUUUUGUUGGCGUGUGCUGAGAUGACGCGGUUUAGACUAUAUUUCAGCUGUUGAUUACAGGAUGAGAGGUUUGCUUAUAAUGAUAAAAUGCUUUUUAAAUUUUGUUUAUACUUCUCGAGUCAAUCAUCACCAGAAUUUGAUCAGGCUUUAAAGGCUGUGUGCUGUUAUUGUUUAUCAGUUACAAAAGAGCUAAAAAAACACCAAUAGGCGAAUAUAAAUCAUGUUUUUGUGGAUAAUGGGCUAAUUACAGCCUUCACGGGUUGUCCCUGUAUAACCUGAAAGGCCAUGAUGAUGAUGAUGAUGAUGAUGGUUAUCGUCAUCAUUUUUCCCCUUCUCCUCCAUCAUCAAUGAUAGGAUACACAGCAUUGCAAAUGUGAUGUGAUUGAGUUAACAUUAGACCAAAACAUAGCCCUAAGCCUAACAUAUCUAAUGAACAUCAGCAGAACAGCCUGGAAUGUUCUAAUAAAAGAAUGACAUUGUUAUUUUUAGGAUGUUGAGAUGAAAUAAGGAUACCCACAGUGUUUAUUAAAAUUAAUUAUCACAAUCAAUGAAGUGCUUAGAGGUUAAUUAGGGUCUUUUGGAAUAAACAUGAGGCACCUGACCCGUAACAGUCAUUAGUAUAUAAUCAUAUUAAUAGUCAAUAGUAGGCAGCGCAAAAAGCCUAGUGUUGUAUUCUUAUAUAUUAUAUAUUUGUGUCCAGCUGGACUUAUAGGAAGGAACACCAUGGUUCUUUUAAGACUGUAGAUUUAUGCUGUGCAGCCAGAGAUGUAAAAAUACUCUAAUAAUCUGACAUUCAUUAGUGUUCUCGGUUACCUGUAAACGGCGCACAGUUCAGCCCAUGAGAGGAGUGAAAACCGGCUAGCAGCAGGACCAUGAAGAGCUCGGCUUUCCUCCCAGACACGUGUAUGACCAGCAGGCUGACACACUCGGCACAGUGGACGAUGAUAAAUACAAAAACACACGGCUUCUUCUAGAUUUGGCCCUAAUGUAGAGGUUACAGAAGCUUACCCCAGUUUGUCACUAGCAUCCAUGUCACUAGCUAAAAAUAAUUGUGCAUUUAGGCAAGUGAAGUUCAUGAUCAUGAAUCUACAUUGGUGUUGGUGUGUCAUGGUGUGAGCUGCGAUCAUGGGGAUAUCAUGCAUCAUCCUUGCACUGUAACAAAGUCCCUGCUGUGGCACGUGCACAGCAUUGCUUACAUUAAUAAGGGUAAUGUAGGGCUAAUGUAGGGCAAGCACGCUUUAGGAGGCGCGUGAUUAAAUUCCUGGAAUGUAUUUUCUUGUUAUUAGUGUAAAACUGUUAGUGUAAAGGUUAACCAGGACACAUAACACAUUAGAGCGUAAACGUUUGUUUAUAUUUAUAGGCUAUUUUGGUGCACUGUAUUAGAUAUAGAGUGUAGUAUAGGAUAGAGCGCGCGCCGCUGUGAUUUAUCUCCUGACGCCUGAGAGGAAGUGGCUCUGAUUGGUCGGUUCAUGGACGUGGUGGGCGGGGCAACCAGUUGGGGCGUCGCCUUCAGUGGUUCAGCGGCUCGCUUCGGGUCCGGCGGCAGUCGCUCCUUUACACCUCCAGCAGCCGGCUAAUGGCUCAUUACACCCCGGGGCCGUGUGUGCUCGCCACUGAGACGGACUUUCUCCAAGCUUAUGAGGACGUGCUCGGGAAAUAUAAAGAUGAAAGAGACAGAGUGCAGAAAAAGACGUUUACGAAAUGGAUCAACCAGCAUCUCCUCAAGGUACGAAAGCACGUUAACGACCUAUAUGAGGAUUUGCGAGAUGGACAUAACCUGAUCUCAUUGUUGGAGGUCCUGUCUGGUGACAAGUUGCCAAGGGAGCGCAAUUUUCUGAAGACGUUACGGUUGCCUCGGGAGAAAGGCCGCAUGCGCUUCCACAGACUGCAGAAUGUACAGAUAGCACUGGACUACUUAAAAAGGCGGCAGGUGAAACUAGUGAACAUCAGAAAUGAUGACAUCACCGACGGCAACCCAAAGCUGACGCUGGGGUUAAUAUGGACCAUAAUUCUGCACUUUCAGAUUUCAGACAUCCACGUUACUGGAGAGUCCGAGGACAUGACAGCAAAGGAGAGGCUUCUGCUCUGGUCCCAGCAGAUGACCGAGGGCUACGUAGGGGUCCACUGUGACAACUUCACUACUUCUUGGAAAGACGGAAGGCUGUUCAAUGCUAUCAUUCACAAGCACAGGCCUGACCUGGUGGAUAUGAGCAAAAUAUCAACACAGAGUAGCAGAACAAACCUGGAGCAUGCAUUCACUGUGGCUGAGCAGCUGGGUGUGGCUCGGCUGCUGGAUCCGGAGGAUGUGGAUGUCACAUCUCCAGAUGAGAAGUCCGUCAUUACCUAUGUAUCAACAUUAUAUGAUGUCUUCCCUAAAGUACCCGAGGGUGUUGAGGGCAUCAGUCCAAAUGAUGUCGAUGUUAAAUGGGUGGACUACCAGAAUAUGGUCAAUUACCUCAGCCAGUGGAUCAAACACAAUGUGUCUGUCAUGUCAGACAGAAACUUUCCCGUUAACCCUGUGGAACUUAAGGCACUUUAUUUGCAAUACCUGCACUUCAAGGAAAGUGAAAUCCCACUGAAGGAGAAUGAAAAGACCAAAAUCAAGCAUCUUUAUAAGAUGUUAGAGGUGUGGAUCGAGUUUGGUCGCAUUCAGUUACCGGAGGGUUACCACCCUAACGAUGUGGAGAAGGAAUGGGGCAAGCUGAUUGUGGCCAUGCUUGAGAGAGAGAAGAGCCUAAGGCCUGAGGUCGACAGACUUGAAAUGCUGCAGCAAAUUGCAGACAGAGUUAAGCGAGACUGUGUGGCUGGAGAAGACAAAUUAGCCUUAACACGGGCAUCUCUGCAAUCUGAUAUAAAAAGGUUAGAAUCUGGGAUCCAGUUGCAGAAUGAGCCUGAAAUUGCAGGAUACCUGCUGGAGUGUGAGAAUCUGUUGAGGCAGCAAGUGGUUGACAUCCAGAUUUUACUGGAUGGGAAGUUCUACUUGGCAGAUCAGCUUGUUCAAAGGGUAUCCAAGCUUCGUGAUGACCUGCUGACCCUCAGAACAGAAUGCUCCUCGGUGUACAGCAAGGGACGCAGUCUGAGCACGGAACAGACCAAGAUGAUGAUCUCCGGGAUCACACAGAGUUUGAACUCAGGCUUCUCUCAGAACCUGAAUGUGGGUUUAAGUCCUGCCCUCACGCCAGGCUCUGCCCUCUCCUCCAGCUUUACCCCUGCGAUGACGCCAGCACUGACCCCAGCCAUGACUCCAGGACUGACCCCGUCAUUGACCCCAGCCAUGACCCCAGGAUUGACCCCGGCACUGAUACCUGGCUUGCAGCCUGCCCUGAGGGUCGGCGGGUCCAUGGAGCCAGGGAUCCUCCAGCACAUGAAACACAUGCAAAUCCGCAAGCCAAUGCUCAAAGCUUCGUUAGUUGACCCCAGCUUGACUGAGGAAGAGGUCAAUAUGAAGUUUGUCCAGGACUUGCUUAACUGGGUGGAAGAGAUGCAGGUACAACUCGAUCAAGGCGAAUGGGGAUCUGAUCUACCGAGUGUUGAAUCUCAUUUAGAAAAUCACAGAAAUGUUCAUAAAGCCAUUGAAGACUUCCAGAUGAGCAUUAAGGAAGCAAAAAUGAGUGAGAUUCAGAUGACCCACCCACUGAAACAGAGUUACUCAGACAAGCUGGGCCUUUUAGAAAGCCAGUACGGGAGGCUACUUAACUCUACUAAAGAGAGACAGAGACACCUGGACAGCCUACAUAACUUUGUGUCACAUGCCACCCAAGAGUUAAUUUGGCUAAAUGAGAAAGAGGAAGAGGAGGUAGCCUUUGACUGGAGUGAGCGCAAUAGCAACAUCUGCAGGAAGAAGGACUACCAUGCUGACCUGAUGAGAGAGCUGGAUGAGAAGGAGGGGGUAAUCAAGUCAGUGCAGGACCAAGCUGACAUCCUUUUACAACAGAACCAUCCAGCUAGGCUUACUAUUGAGGCAUAUAAGGCUGCCAUGCAAACACAAUGGAGCUGGAUCCUGCAGCUGUGCUACUGUGUUGAGCAGCACCUGAAAGAGAAUGUUACUUACUUUGAGUUUUUCAAUGAUGCCAAAGAGUCUAUGGACUACCUUAAAAGCCUUCAAGAUUCAAUUACAAGGAAGUAUGGGUGUGACCGUACUAGCAGUCUGCAUAGACUGGAGGAUCUUAUUCAGGAGUCUAUGGAUGAAAAAGAGCAGCUUCUUCAGUACCGCAGCACUGUGGCUGGCUUGGUGGGACGUGCCAAGUCUGUUGUUCAACUCAAGCCCCGCAACCCAGAGAACCCUGUCCGAACUUCCCUACCUGUCAAGGCCAUCUGUGACUACCGUCAAAUUGAGAUUACUAUCUACAAAGAUGACGAGUGUGUGCUGGCAAAUAACUCGCACCGAGCUAAAUGGAAGGUGAUCAGCCCUUCAGGGAAUGAGGCUAUGGUGCCUUCUGUCUGCUUUACUGUGCCUCCACCCAAUAAGGAGGCAGCUGAGAUGGCCAGCAGGAUUGAGCAGCUGUAUCAGAAAGUUCUUGCACUGUGGCACCGCUCUCACGUGAACAUGAAGAGUGUGGUGUCCUGGCAUUACUUGAUGAUGGAUAUCCGCAACAUCCGCAAAAGCACUGUUGCCUCUAUUAAGACUAUGUUGCCCGGCGAGCACCAGCAGGUCCUGAGCAGCUUGCAGUCUCACUUCGAGGAGUUCCUGGAGGACAGCGAGGAAUCGGAGGUCUUCACGGUGGCAGACUGCACUCAGCUUGAGAGAGAGGUGCUGGCUUCAAAAGAGUUCUACGAGGAAUUGCUCAAGUCUGCAGAGAGAGAGGAACAUGAGGAAUCCGUGUACAACCUCUUCAUAUCUGAAGUGCGUAACUUUCGCAUGCGCGUGGAAGCCCAUGAGGAGCAACUGAUUCGGCAGAUCCGCUCCCCUCUUGAGCGAGAUGACCUGAAGGCCAUUAUGCAGCGCAUCAUUGAUCAGGAGAGGAAGAAGUCAGAGUUAGACCGGUUGAACGAGGAUCUUGAGGUGCUAAGGGAGAAGUGUGAGUCAUUCCUCAGACAGGCUGCUAACUCUCCUUCAGUGCCCACACUGUCUUCUGAGCUCAAUGUGCUCACUCAGAGCAUGGCUCAGGUCUACUCCAUGUGCUCCAUAUACUUGGAAAAGUUGAAGACAGUGAGUUUGGUGGUGAAACACAGCCAGGGUGCUGAGGCAUUGGUCAAGCUGUACGAAGGCAAACUAUGUGAGGAAGAUGCAGUCAAUGGUGACAUUAGGUCUAUCGAUGCAGUUAUGAGCACUCUCAAGCAAUGGAGAUCUGAGAUAGAUGACAGAAGAGACGUAUUCCAUGACCUGGAGGAUGAACUGCAGAAAGCUAGAGCCAUCAGUGACCGUAUGUUCAAAACCCAUAAUGAGAGGGACUUUGACCUUGACUGGCACAAGGAGAAAGCUGAGCAGCUUGGAGAAAGAUGGCGGAAUGUCCACUCUCAAAUUGAAAACAGACUUCGAGACCUGGAAGGCAUCAGCAAGUCUCUGAAAUACUAUAAGGAUGCAUACAGUAGCCUUGAUGAGUGGAGCAAAGAGAUGGAGGCCAAUCAGCUGAAAACCCAAGAGAACCAGCCAGAGGACAGCAAAGCUUUGGCUGAGUUACUAAACCAACAGAAGGUACUUGUUGCGGAAAUUGAACGUAAGCAGAGUAAGAUUGAGGAAUGUCAGAAGUACUCGGAGCAGUACUCAGCUGGAGUGAAAGAUUAUGAGCUUCAGUUGAUGACCUACAGAGCCAUGGUGGACUCUCAGCACAAGUCCCCAGUGAAGAGAAGGAGGAUGCAGAGCUCAUCAGAUACUAUCCAGCAGGAGUUCAUGGACCUCCGCACUCGCUACACAGCACUGGUCACUCUAAUGACGCAGUAUGUGAAAUUUGCAAGUGAAACUCUGAAAAGGGCAGAAGAAGACGAGAGGAGGACAUGUAUGGACAAAGCUGAAUAUAGGAGCUGGUUGGAUAGUAUGGAGAUACAGAAAGUGGCAAGUGAAGAGGAGAUCUCCAGGCUCAAGCGCCAGAAAUCUGUUGAAGAGGAGAGAAAAGAGCAAGCUGAUAAAGUUAGCAAGUUAUUAAACUGGAUGUCUGAUGUGAAAUCGAACGUGAACAAAAACGGAAAGGCUGUAAGUGAUGACAAAGGCAGCACAGAGAGCUCUAAUAAGCCUCAGAUUCCUAUGGAAGAGGUUUUGUCAAAGAAGGAACAAAUAACAGAAGCAUUAAGAAGUACACAGCAGAUAUUGUCCAAGCACAGUGACAAGAUGUCUGAGGAGGAAAAGUCUGAGGCAAAAGAACAGCUAAAACUCCUCCACCAAGCCUACAGUGAUCUCUCUCAGAUGAGUGUGAACCAGACACCCUCUGCUGAACAGGAGUUUGAAGUCAUCGAAGGCAUUCUCGAUGUGGGAAGAGGAGCAGUGCUGUCUGUAUGUCGUGCAGUGCAGAACGGUCUCAUUGACCACUGCACUGGGCUCAGUCUCCUUGAGGCCCAGCUCAUAACAUCUGAACUCAUCUUACCUGAAUUCCACAUGUGUCUAGACUUGGAGGAUGCAUUCAAGCACAGCCUCGUGGAUGAACCCAUGUAUAAGCAACUGCAAGACUUGAAUGAAGCCAAUAAAUGCAUUCAGAGUCCACGUUAUGCUUCUGAACCCUUGCCGACGGUAGCUGCAGUGAAGGAUGGGGCAAUUUCUGAACGUCUAGCUGUAAAGAUCAUUGAAAUCCAGCUAGCCACUGGUGGGUUAAGAGUGACAUGCACUGGAGAGUGUUUAAGUCUUGAGAGGGCAUUUGAAUUUGGCCUAAUUCCCCAGUCUCUCUAUAUUCAAAUAUUACAAAGACAGAAUACUUGGAAGGAUUUGAUUGAUCCUAAUACAGCUGAAAAAGUUUCUCUUAUUCAGCUUAUGCAGAGGAGCAUUGUGCAUGAGGAGACAGGGCUUCGUUUGCUGGCGGUGAAGUCUACAAAAGAUGGAAGCAUAGCAUUUACAUCUGGGAGAGAGGUCAGCAUUGUGAGAGCGAUGCAUGAGGGUCUGAUAGAUCGAGAGACCAUGCUCCGGCUGCUGAGUGCGCAGCUGUUUGCAGGAGGCAUAGUUGAUCCUAGAACAAACUGUAAGCUUACAGUAGAAGAGGCCGUAUCUGAGGGUCUUAUUGAUCAGGACACUGCCAGUGGAAUUCUGAGCCACCAAGCCCAAAAUGGUGGCAUUGUAAACCCUAAAAACGGGGCUAGACUGGCAGUCGAUGAAGCUGUUCAGUGUGAUUUAAUGAGUUCCAGAAGUGCUCUGUUAGUUCUGGAGAGACAGAAAUGUUUCAUGGGCCUCCUCUGGCCUCACUCUGGUGAAAUCCUCUCUGUCUCGAUGUCCGUACAGCAUGAAAUCAUCACUGAGAAACUGGCACAUGAGCUUCUGUGUAACAGACAUAAAAUAGCAGCAUUUUACAUACCAGAGAGCUCUGAGGUAGUUGAUAUUGACUCUGCUGCACAGAAUGGUUUCAUCAAUGCUUGCACAGUAGACUUUUUAAAAACGAUAGAGAUACCAGAUAUGUUCCCUGAUGUAGAUGAUCUCAAUGACAAAUUUUCAUCAUGGCUAGUAAUGCGUGAGCUUCAAAUUGAGGGAUCUCAAAAAUCCAGAGAAGGAUUGGAAGCUAAUGAAAAGAGUAUAAACGCCCCAUCUUCCUUGGAAGCCAAACAACUUUUUGUUUCAUUUUUAAUGAUGAACAGCUACAUGGACCCCAAAUCAGGACAGAGGCUUUUAAUUUUUGAUAGGCAAUUAAAUAAAAUGGCACAAGUACUGCUAGAAAUGUCAGAAACUGACACACAUGCUAAUAUCCAUGAUUCAUCUCUAGAUGAGGACUUUCCAGAUGAUGCACACAUCACACACACUGGUGAAUUGGCAGUUCUGCAUAUUGAUGAGCCUUUACAAAGAAUAGCAGAAGAGAGUAUUUCAGAGGUCUCUGCAGAGGGUGAUCAUUGUAUAAAAACUUCAACUAUUGAGUCUGACAGUCAUACCUCAGGGUCAGGUGAAAUAUUUAAUAUGUCACUGGAAAGUGCUCCAUAUAAAGCUUCAGCAUCUGAGAUUAAGACAAAUGAAAGUGCACCUGAGGAUCCAUUUACAGAUACAUGCACAGGAAUGCACAUUUCACAAAAAUUAAAUCCUGAAAUUGUCAAUCAAACAAAUUUGCUUUCAGAAGUAGAGAAGACUGUACCUUUGAAUCACAGAGAAAAUUCAGUUCUAGCAAAAGAUGAAGACCCCACACAGUGCUCUGUUCUAAGCAGUAAAAAAGCUACAAAUUUUGAUUUGCUCACUGAAUACUCACAUUGUGAAGGUGUGUAUGAUAACAAGCUUGAAAGAGACCAUGUGUUAUGCCUUCUGAGGGACCAAUUAAAAGAGGGGGGCAUUUUAGAUGCCACCUCUGGAAAGCGAUACAACCUUAAUGAUGCUUUUGAUAAGGGCCUCAUUGAUGAAGAGACUGUGUUAGACGUACUUGCACUGCAGUUUGGAAGGCGCAAUGUCAUAAGAAACAAAACCGUGACCAUGUCAGUACUGAAACAAGCUGUGUCACAAAGCUACAUAUCAUCUUACAUAGCUUUACAAAUCAUGCAGCAGCAAAAUUUACUUAGUGGUUUCUAUGACUCAACUGGAAAAAGCAUCAGUGCUAGGGAGGCUUGGGAGAUGGGUUUGAUUACUGAUGAUAUUGGCAGCUUUGUCCUUGAUUCAGAAGUAGCCCAGAAGGCCACCACUGAUCCUGAUGGAAAGUAUGUUUGCAGUGUGUCUAAGGCAAAGACAGUUUGUGAUAAGGAAGCAGAUAGUCAUGAGAUCCCUGCUGUGGACUUCAGUGAAAAAUGUCCAAGUACUGAAAAUACAGUGAAUAGGUCAGGAGAUGAAACUCAUCUAUCAACAAACUCGAAACAAAUGACCAGUAUUUUGGACUCGUCUUUUAGCUUAAAUACAGUUAGGAAUGAGGAGGUCAUUGCCGAGGAGAUUGGGGGAAUAUGUCCAAGUACUGAAAAUCUGUUAGCAACUUCAUCACAAAUGACCAGUGGAUUAGACUCAACCUUCCUGUUAAAGACACUUAGUGACGAUAAGAUCACUGCUCAGGAGAAAGACAGUAUUGAGAUCCCUGCUGUGGACUUAAGUGAAAAAUGUGCUAGUACUGAAAAUGCAGGCAAUCUAACAGAAGAAUUAACAAUUUCAAAUCGAAUGACCAGUAGUUUGGACUCAUCAUUCAUCUUAAAUACAGUUCGCUCUCAGGAUAUCACUGUUGAAGAGUUUGCUGAAAAUUCUCCAAGUACUGAAAAUGCAAUGAAAAGGCCAGAUGAAGUCACUAAUCUAUUAGCAACUUCAACACAAUUGACCAACACUUUGGACUCAUCCAAAGUCCAAAGUCAUCCAAAGUCCUUAAAGAUAGUUACUGAUGAGGAGAUUGUUGCUGAGGAGUUUGGUGAAAAAUGUCCAAGUACUGAGUAUGGAUUAAUAAGAACAGUUGAAAGCAAUGCUCUGUUAACAAAUUUAACACAAUUCACUGGUAGCUCAGCAUCUAGCUUGAAGACAGUUAUUGGUGAGGGGAUCACUGAUGAGGAGUUUGAUGAAAAGUGUCUGAAAACUGAAAAUGAGGUGAAGCAAACGGAGAAAGCCUCUAAUCUAUUAGCAACACAAUCAACGCAAAUGACCGAUAGCUUGGACACAUCAUAUGCCUUAGAGACAUUAAGUGAAAAGGACAUCACUGAUGGGGAUUUUAGUGAUAAAGGUCUAAAUACUGAAAUUGAGAUGCAAACACUGGAAGAAGACUACUAUCUGUCAGAAAACUCCAUACAAAGUAAGAGUAGUUUAGACACAUCAUUUACCUUUAAGGCAGUUAGUAAUGAGGAGAUCUUUCAUGAACUUGGAGGAAAAUGUCCAAGUACUGAAAAUUCAAUAAAAAGACCAGAAGACAAUCAUCUAUCAGCAAAUUCAAAACAAAUUACCAGGGGUUUAGACUCAUCCUUCCUGUUAAAGUCAGAUAGCGAUGCAGAGAAAGAGAGUUUUGAGAUGCCUGCUGUGGACUUAACUGAAAAAUUUCCAAGUACUAACAAAACAGGAAAUAGAACAGAAGAAGACACUCAUCUCUCAGCAAAUUCAAAACAAAUGAUCAGUAGUUUGGACUCGCUGUUUACCUUAAAUACAGUUAGUGAUGAGAUCGCUUCUGAAAAAUCUCCAAGUACUGAAAAUGCAAUGAAAAGGCCAGAUUAUGUCACUAGUCUAUUAUCAACUUCAACACAAUUGACCAGUACUUUGGGUCCGUCAGUCACCUUAAAGACAGUUCUUGACAAAAUCACUGCUGGAGAGUUUGGUGAAAAAUGUUUAAGUACUGAAAAUAAAGUGGAAAGAUCAGAGGACGACACUCCAUUAAUAAACACAACACGAUUGCCCAGUAGUUUGGACUCAUCAUUUUUGCAAAGAACAGUUAGUGCUGAUGUAACUGCUGAGGGGUUUGGUGAAAAAUAUAUGAGUACUGAAACUGAAAUGAAAAGAACAGAGCAAAACAAUCCUCUGUUAAUAAACUCGGCACAAACGACCAGUAGUCUGAACUCAGCAUUGUUACUGCCAAUUAGUGAUGAAAUUACUGGUGAAAAAUGUCCAUGUACUGAAAGUAGUUUGAACUCAUCAUUCACCUUAAAGAUUAGAAAUGAGAAUGCUGAAAAAUGUCCAAGUGCUGAAAAUACAAUGAAAAGCACAAAUGAAGACUCUGAAAUCUUAACAACUUCAACACAAAUAGCCAGUAGUUUGGACUCAGCUUUCACCUUAAAGACAGUUAGCGAUGAUGAGAUCACUGCCGAGAAACUUGGUAAAAAAUGUCAAAGUAUUGAAGAUGAGCUGAAAACCAACACAACACAGGAUAUAUACAGUUUGGACUCAUCAUUCGCCCUAAAGUCCGCUGAGAUCCCUGAUGAAAAAUGUCCUCCUCCAUUAAUGAGUGGCAGUUUAGAGUCCUCAUUCCCCUUAAAGACAGCUAGUAAGGAGAUCACUGAUGACACAAUUGGUGAAAAAAGUCCAAGUACUGAAAGUUCAUUGAGGACAACUCAGUUCACCUUAAAUACAGAGGAAGUCACUAAUGACAUGUUUGGUGAAAAAUGUCCAAGUGAAAAUGCAGUGAGGACAUCAGAUGAAGCAUCUUUAUCAAUACACUUAACGCAAAUGACCAGCAGUUUGGAUUCAUCUUUCACCUUCAUGGCAGAUUGUAAUGAGAUCCCUGCUGAGGACCUAAGCAAAAAACAUCCAAGUACUGAAGAUGCAGUGAACAGAACAGAGGAAGCCAGUCCUCUAUUAACGACUUCGGCACAAAUGAUCAGUAGUUUGGACUCCUCGUUCACUUUAAAGACAGUUAGUGAGGAAAUCACUGAAGAUGCGUUUGGCAAAAUAUGUCCAAGUACUGAAAAUGCAGUGAGGACAUCAGAUGAAGCUUCUUUAUCAACAAACUUAACACAAAUGACCAGCAGUUUGGAUUCAUCAUUCACCUACAUGGCAGACAGUGAUGAGAUCCCUGCUGAGGAUUUUAGUCAAAAAUGUCCAAGUACUGAAAAUGCGGUGAACAGAACAGAGGAAGCCACACCUCCGUUAAUGAAUUCAGCACAAAUAAGCAGUAGUUUGGACUCAUUCACUUUAAAGCCAUUUAGUGAUGAGAUCACUGAUGAGGAGUUUACUGAAAAAUGUCCAAGUACUGGAAAUGCAGUGAACAGAACAGAGGAAGCCAGUCCUCUAUUAAUGACUUCAACACAAAUGAUCAGUAGUGUGGACUCCUUGUUCACGUUAAAGACAGUUAGUGAGGAAAUCACUGAAGAUGCUUUUGGCAAAAUAUGUCCAAGUACUGAAAAUACAGUGAGGACAUCAGAUGAAGCUUCUUUAUCAACAAACUUAACACAAAUGACCAGCAGUUUGGAUUCAUCAUUCACCUACAUGGCAGAUAGUAAUGAGAUCCCUGCUGAGGAUUUCAGUCAAAAAUGUCCAAGUAUUGAAAAUGCGGUGAACAGAACAGAGGAAGCCACACCUCCGUUAAUGAAUUCAGCACAAAUAACCAGUAGUUUGGACUCAUUCACUUUAAAGCCAUUUAGUGAUGAGAUCUCUGAUGAGGAGUUUACUGAAAAAUGUCGAAGUACUGAAAAUGUAGUGAACAGGACAGAAAACGACACUCCUGUAAGCAGCUCAAUACAAAUGUCCAGUUGUUUAGACUCAACAUUUACCUUAAACACAGUCAGUGAGGAAAUCACUGACAAAUUGUUGUAUGACAAAUGUCUAAGUACUGAAACUGAAGUGAAAAGAACAAAGGAAACCAAUUUUCUAUCAGGAAAUACUGAAAAUUCAGUGAACAGGACAGAGGAAGCCACUCCUCUAUUAAACAGCUCAACCCAAAUGAUCAGUAGUUUGGACUCAAAUCCAGUUAGUGAGGCAAUCACUGAUAAGGAGCUGGGUGAAAAAUGUCCAUGUGCUGAUUUAGUGAAAAGAACAGACGUCACCACUCACGUAUUAACAGACACAACACAAAUGACUACUCUGAACUCCACAUUGCUCUUAAAGACAGUUAGUAAUAUUCCUUCAGCUACUGGUUUUGAUUCAGGAAAACAGGAUGAGGUUGAGCGAAUUGUCCAUGCCCAUGGUUUAGAGGAUGUUGACAAUUCAGAUUGUUUGGAUACCAAAAACAAUGGAGGUAGAAAUUGUACAGAGGUGGGGAAUGCUCCAGAAAAAGAGAAUUAUCAUAAUGAUGGAAUUUCUCAUAAUAUUGCCUUUAAUGCAUUAUGUCAAGCUCCUUUAGCCAGUGUUAGGGAUGUGGCUUUCAAUGAAGCAGCGGUAAACCAGAGGAGAAGUUCUGUUGAGAGUGACUCUGACACAUCCUGUUCAUUGCAAAGUGAUGUUUAUUCUGAUGAAAAGAAAUCAGAGAGCUUAGUGAAUAUACACAAACAGCACAGUGCUUUCAAUGAGCCACAGCAAACAGCAGGUACAUCCCCCACUGAAACAGGUUCAGAGAGCUUACCUGGUAUAGAAGAUAUCAAAACACUAGCAGAUAAUGAACCGUCUUUAUCUUCUUCUACAUUACUUCAGUUAUCAGACAUGAGAGCUGCAGGGAAAACAAUUAUGAGUCCCGAAUCAAAUGAAGAUGUGCAAGAUCAGGAAGACAGUGUAUUGUCUUGGUCAGUAGAUUGUUUUGUUCAAACAAACAUGAACGAGAAAGAUCUGAAUCAGUGUACAAUUAGCAAGAGUAGUGGGAUCGUGGCGGGACCUGAGCAUGAGUGCAAGUCAGGAACAGUUAAUGACCAUGCAGCAUUCAAAGCAGUAGAGACCCAAUCCAGUCAUAUUGGUGUCAGUAUUGACAGUAAGACAAUGAAUGAUUUUGACUUGGUCAGUGUCAACACCUCAGAGUCUAUAGACAUGUCACAGCUUUGCUGUGGAGACACUCCCAAAACAAGUCCCACCUUGAAGUUCCUGCCAGAUGUAACUCUCAGUGAUGACUCAAUUAAUAAGCAGCACUUAGCUGAGCAAGUACCUGAUACAGCAACUGACUCCAGUCUGCCUACUUCAGGCUUUGUCAUAUCCGAGAAAAACAGAUAUGAUACAGGAACCAUAAAGAACAAAACUGCCGUCACUCCAGCGCACAUUGUGGGAGAACAGUCUUCAAAAUCUGUUACACUGAAGUCCACUAUUCCAACAAAUUCAUCACACAAAGACUUGCUUAAUGUUCAUACUCCCCAACACUCCAACAAUAAUGGAGAUAAGCUAUGUGCAAAUUCUUCAGUGACAGAGAGUGAAUUUCCACCAACUUAUUUAAAUGAACUGGAAAAAACUGCAGUGAAAGGAGCUGUAAAUGAGAUCCAGAGCAAGGAAAGGCAAGCCCUUGACAACAAUGAGAGCAUCUCACCCACUGCUGCAACUCAACAUGACACAAAUGUCAUUCAGGUCCUUGUAGAGAGCAAAGAUCCAGGUCUGCUCAAGGAUUUGAGCGAGCAUAAGGGAGUUCUUCCAGGGUGUGUAAAUCAAGAGAAGUUUUCAUCUGAUGUUACUGGUUAUGCUCAGGAAACAAGUAGUCCAGUGCUAAUGCAGUCACAGCUUCAAGAGAUGAUUAAGGAGAUGUCUGCUGACAAAGAACCAGAAAUGUCCAAAGAAAUUUUAGGUCUGCCGAGAACCACUGCUCAGGGAGAUGAAGGCUCAUGUAUGGAAAGUAUUGAAAUUCAGCCCAAAGCUGCUGCCAGUGAUAGUUGCGACAAUGAUGUCUUUCAAUCAGCUUUGUCCAGUCAGCAGUGCUCUAAGGCAAACAUUUCAAUCAUUGAGGAAGGAGAGGAGGUCACAGUUAGACCCAGAAAAUGUUCCACCCAGGAUUAUUUGGAAUGUGUUGGUAAACUCCAGGAUCACUAUGACACACUUGAAGACAUCAGGAAUGAUUUUUUGACCCAAGGUCCUUUAGCAACUCACAUUGAAGGUUUACAAGACCAACUGGAAGCAGCUCAGUCUUUGGAAGCACAGCUUGCUACAUUUCCUGACAUUUUAACCUCAGAUUUGGAGGUAGCUGAGCAGCUUUUAAAAUCUGCUGAUGAACUCAUCCCCACACAAGUCCAACACGAUUUAGCUACAGUUUUUGUAGAUUUGCAAGCUGCUUUCACAGAUGUUUGCCAUUUAUCAUCUGAGAGACGUAACGCAAUUCUCCAGGCCAUUGAUGCAGCCAAGGCAAAUUUGGAGUGUACAUAUCAAGACCUUCUCAGUUCCCUUGAAAAGCUGUCAUCUUGUAUUCAAGAUAAUUGUGAGAUGGUAUGUAAGCUUGACAUCAUGAACACGGAUGACUUGGAGACAGUUAAAUAUAGGAUUCAACAAAAUAAGGACCUGGAGAAAAACCUAUCUGGCACUCGACAGAAUCUAGAAGAUACAGCUUUUGAUGUCCAGAACUUCAUAUCUGAGAAUGCACAGUUCCUAAACCCAGCCCAGAACAGACAGAUGCUGAAAUCGCUCAGUGCCACACAGAGAGCCUUUAAGGAACUGAUGGACCGAGUGUUUACUCAGAGGCAAACAUUGGACCUCCAUUUGGUGAUCUGUGAGGAUGAGAUUCAGCAGAAGAAUGCUGUUGAGAGGCAGAAGGAGUUCGUAGCCAAGCUUCAGGAGCUGUAUGAUGACCUAACACAGACUGAGAACCGUCUCAUUGGACACCAGCAGCAAUCCAACAGUGCAAAGAGUGUGGGAGACCUCCAGCAGUACCAACAAGAGAACCAGGCUUUGCAGAAAGACAUCCAAGCUAAUGUAAGUGCCUUGAAUGAAGUCAUCAGUAGCACUAAGAAGUUCCUGGAGGAGAACCGGAGCAAACUGACACCCGAACAGGUGGCUGCUAUUGAGCUCAAGUUGGAAGAGGUGAAGAGCAAAGCCAAUAUGCUUAACCAGAGAGCAGAGGAAACCAGGAAAGAACUGGAGAAAGUUGUGACAACUGUUAUCAGACAGGAGACAGAAAAGGUUGCAGCUGUGGAACAACUUGAAGAGACCAAAAAUAAAAUAGAGGUUCUCUUAGACUGGGUAUCCAAUAUAGGGAAAGAAAAAGAGAUGGAAGGAACGGCCAAAGAGAAUGGAAACAUGCCAGCAGAAGGAAAAAUAACAGAAAAGGAAGGUGACCCUAAUGGAAAUGCACUGGACACCACAGAUAAUACCUCACAGUGGUCAGGUGAAGACACUAAAGAAUUGGAUAUAGAUCAGCAAUAUGAGAGGCUUAAGGCUCACCACCAAGAGAUCCUCUCCCAGCAGCAAGACCUAAUCAUUGCCACCCAGUCUGCCCAGGCUCUGCUGGACAAGCAGGCAGACGUUCUCUCUCCAACUGAAAAAGAGAAGCUCCAGAAGGACAUCCAGGAGCUGAGGGGGCGCUAUGAGGCCUCACUCACCCAGGCUGAGCAGCAGAUGAAGCAGAUGCAGUGUGUUCAGGAGGAGUUGCGCAAGUUCCAAGGUGAUUACGCGGAGUUUGGAGUGUGGCUGCAGCAGGCACAGGAGCAGCUGGCAGAGCUGGGAACCCCCACUGGCCACUUAGAUGUUCUGCAGGAGAAGCUUCAGAAGCAGAAAAGCUUCUACGAGGAUGUGAUCUCCCACAAGGGAGACUUGCGUUUCAUCACCAUCUCAGGCCAGAAGGUGCUGGAUGUGGCCAAGUCCUGCAGCCGUAGUGAGUGUAAGGAGAAACAGGGAUUGCUUGAGGUGGACACUUCAGGAACGUGUGCUGCUGUGAAGGAGAAGCUGGAUUCCACCGCUACUCAGUACAAAGUCAUGCACACCCAAUGCAACCAGCUUGGAAACAAUCUCAAAGAUAUCAUUGACAAGUACAAGAAGUAUGAAGAUGCUACUAGUGGCCUAUUGACAUGGCUCAGUAGUUCUGAGGCAGAGGCAAGAAGGCAACAGUCUGAACCUAUUGCUGCAGACCCCCAAACACUCCAGAGACAACUGGAAGAGACCAAGGCUCUUCAAGGGCAGACAACUGGCCAUCAGGUGGCUAUGGAGACACUACGCAAAACAGUAGAUGCUCUUAUCACAGCAGAGGGAGACCUGCUAAACAACAAGGAUGAGAUUCAGGAAGCAGCUGAUGACAUUGUGGAAAGGUACGAUAACUUGUCCAAGUCAGUGAGUGACCGGAAUGAGAAGCUGCAGGUGACAUUAACACGCUCACUCAGUGUGCAGGAUGGUCUGGAUGAGAUGAUGAACUGGAUGAAGAAGGUGGAGGAAAAUGUUGGGGAGGAAUCACAAGUGCCCCUAGACUCAGCUGCUAUUGCAGAUGCACUCAGCAAGGAGGCAGCUCUGGAGCAGGACAUGUCCAGCAGGCAGAGCAGUAUCUCCACUAUGAAGGCCAAAGUGAAGAAGUUUGUAGAGACUGCAGAGCCAGCAGCAGCAGCUGCUCUCCAGGCAAAGAUGGAAGGACUGACACAACGCUUUGAAACUGCCUGUGAGAAGCACAAGCAGAAGAUUUCACAGAUGGAGCAGUUGAAGGACAAGGUGGAACAGUUUGAGAAGACAUCUGAGAAGGUCCAGGAGUUUGUGCUGAAACAUUCACAUGCUCUCUGUGAGACCGAUGGACCUGGGAAAAAUGUAAAUGAGCUCUCCCAGCUGGUGCAGGAUAUAAAUGCAGAGUUGGCUGAACAUGCACAGGACAUGGAAACACUGCACUUGUUGUCAAAGGAGCUUGCUAACUCUGGCCCAGAGGGAAGCACAGCUCUAAUUCAGGGCAAGCUGGCAAACCUGUCUAACACGUUUAAUACCUUUAAGGACACUGUUAAAGAGAAAGAGGAGGAGGUGUUGUCCUGCCAGGACCAGCUGGGUGAGUUCAAAGCAGCCACAGGGGUGCUGAUGAAGUGGCUGGAGGAAACAAAAGAGCAAGUGCCUGUGGUUCAGCCCAACUGCAGUGAACAGGGCCUGGGAAAUGACGUGAAGAAAGUCACUGGCUUGCUAGAAGAAUGGACUGCUAAAGCUCCUGCUGUCCAAGAUAUAAAUAGCAAAGGGUCUGCACUGUGUACCCUAAUCAGUGUUUUGACAUCACCAGCCAAAGCCAGAAUGCAUCAUAAAUCAGGUUCAGCAGUCAGUAAUGGCUCAGGUACAGGAGGUCCAUAUCUGACAAACAAAGAGCUGAUGCUGGUGCAGCAGAACAUGUCCUCUGUCAAUGAGGAUUAUAGCAGCCUUGGGGAGCUGCUGAAGACCAGGUCCUCAGAGCUAAGUGCUCUGUUGCUAAAGGUCCAAGGGGUCCAGCAUGAGGCUCAGUCAACGCUGCAGUGGCUGGAGAACAUGAAGAAGACAGCAGUAUCAUGGAAUUCUGAGCCAGCAGGCAAAGACUCAAUGAAAAUGCAAAUCGAACGGCAGAAAGCUUAUGAGGAAAAUAUCCACCAAAAACAGCAGCAGUACCAAGAACUGAGGGAGAAGCUACUUCACCUGAUAGAGGAAAGCCCUGAUUCACCUGAGGCAGAAAAAUGGAAGAACAUGCUGAAACAGAUGGAUGCAGGAUGGGAGGAGGUCAGGGGAUCUGUAGAGAACAGGAAGCAGCAUCUGGAGGAGUCAUCCCGCAUGCUGGAGCUCUUCCAGACAAACCAACCACAGCUCUCACAGUGGCUUCAAGAGAAAGAUCUGAUGAUGAGUGUGCUAGGCCCUCUAUCUAUGGACCCCAAUAUGCUCAACACGCAAAAGCAGCAAGUCCAGAUUCUUCUGAAAGAGUUUGAAGGUCGCAAACCUCAGUAUGAGCAACUGAAUGAAGCUGCCAUGGUUAUCAGUACUGCAUCAGGAAAUCAGGACCCUACUGUAGAGAAGGUAAAGAAACAGCUGGAUGUUAUCACCCAGAAGUGGCUGGGCCUGACAAGCCAGCUGUCUGACCGCGAUGCCCUCAUUGAGCAAGCUGUGGGUAAGACUACUCGGUUCCAGGAGCUCCUACGGCACCUAGGUGAGAGUUCAGCAGACCUGGAGUUUCAGCUGAAUGGCCAGCAGACCCUCAGCACACAGCCUGAUGCUGUCAAGAAGCAGCUAGAAGCCACUAAUGCUGUCCUGGCUAAGCUGUGUGAAGAGAAGAAGAGGCUAAAGGAGGCAGAAAGUCUCUGCUCUGAACUUUCAGCUCUAGUGACUGAGGAGUAUCUCAGAGCCAAUCUCGCAUCACAGCUGGAAAGUGUUUCCAAACCCUUUAAGAUGCUUGAAGACAAAGCAGGAAAGCGGAUUCAGCAUCUCACCUCAACCUUUGCCAGCUCCCAAGAAUUUCAUCGGACAUCUAAAGACUUCCAGAGCUGGCUAGAGCAAACACUCAAAGAGCAGACUGGGCCCCAGUCAGUCUCAACCAAGGAGGAGACUCUGUUGCAAAGACUAAGGGAGCACAGUAUUAUCCAGAAUGCACUGAGUCAACAAGAGGAACCAUACACGAACAUUAUGCGGGAAGCAGAGGCUCUCCUACAGAACACGGAGGGAGAGGAGAAGUUGGCCCUUCAAGGACAGCUCUCAGUGCUCAGGUCCAACUGGGAGAAAGUAAAGCAGGGUGCCAUGGAGAGGGCAGAGAAGCUUAAUAUUGCUAUGGAGAGGGCCAGAAAAUACAAAGAGCAUGCAGAGAGCUUGGGCACUUGGCUGCAGGAGUGUGAAGACAGGAAAAACAAGGCAAAUUUCAGUGUGAAUCCUGUAGAAGUUGAGAAUUCCCUCUCACAGGUAAAGGCCAUCCAGAAGGAUGUGGACAAACAUCGCGGUCAGGUGGAGCUGCUGAAUGUUGCUGCUGACAGCCUUCUAGAAGUGGCCACAGCAGAUGUAGAUGAUGUGAAGGAAGAGAUUAUUGUUAUUGGGAAGAAUGUGGAUAAGUUGACAGAAGGGUUGCAGCUCAAGAAAGAAUCUCUCGAGAAGCUCUCGCAGAAGUUGAAAGAGUUCAGUGACACACAUAAAGUCCUCUCAGACCAAAUUGAGGGUGCCAGAAAGCAACUAGAAUAUCAAUCUGGUCUUGGUGUCCAAGGUUAUAGUAACAAGAACCUAACUAACAUUAAGGCUCAGCAGAAAAAUUUAGAGGGUGUCCAGAACCAGAUAGAGAACCUUAAAAGCCUAGCUCAAAGUUUGGUUGUGGAUGUACCAGAAGUUGAAGGAGUGAUAGAUCUCCUCCUUCAGGCAGACACUUUGGAGAAAGAGCACAGCUCAAUCAGUAAAGCAAUUGAAGACAAGUGCUCCACACUGGAGAACAAACUGCAGGGCAUUGGACAGUUCCAGGACAGCAUUCGGGAGAUGUUCACCACCUUUGCAGACCUGGACGAUGAAUUAGAUAGUAUGGGCCCAGUAGCCAGAGACCUGAAAACUCUACAAGAUCAACAAGGAACCAUCCAAAACUUUGUGACAAAACUCCAGGAUCUGAUGACCAACACAGCCAGUGCCAGAGAUAACUGCAAGAAGAUGCUUGAGUCAGAGGCCUCACCAGAUCUACUGGGCCUGAAGAGAGACUUAGAGGCCCUGAGCAAGCAGAGUGGCAAACUGAUGGAUCGGGCCAUUGGGAGGAAAGAGCAGGUUGAGGAUAUGCUGAAACAUCUGGAGGAGUUUUACUACAAGCUGGACACUUUCACAAAGAAAAUAGCUGGUGCAGAAGAGCAGGAGGAAUCCCAAGGACCAGUUGGCAUGGAGACAGAGGUCAUUAACCAACAGCUGGAGUUUUUCAAGGUUUUCCAGAAGGAGACGAUUGAGUCACUGCAAACACAAUUGCAAGAGGUGAACUGGUUAGGCCAGGGGCUUAUUCAGAAUGCUUCCAAAGGGACCAGCACCAAAGCCCUUGAACAUGACUUGGAGGACAUCAAUAUGAGAUGGAACACCCUGAACAAAAAGGUAGCAGAACGUUCGGCGCAGCUUCAUGAAGCUUUGCUACACUGUGGAAGGUUUCAGGAUGCUCUCGAGUCCCUGUUCAGCUGGCUUAAAGACACAGAAGAACUGGUGGCCAGUCAGAAGCCUCCAUCAGCAGAGUUUAAAGUUGUCAGAGCGCAAAUACAAGAACAGAGGCUCUUACAGAAGCUGCUAGAUGACCGCAGACCCACAGUGGAGCUUAUUAAGAAGGAAGGGGGGAAAGUGUUAGAGAUGGCUGACUCUGUGGAUAAAGAGAAGAUUGGAAAGGAGAUUGAUAGCCUGGGGAAGAGAUGGGAUGCUCUGCUAAAGAAAGCAGAGAGCAGACGCAAACAACUGGAGAGCAUUUCGGGGGUGGCCCAACAGUUCCAUGAGACACUAGAGCCACUAACAGAGUGGCUAACUGCUACAGAGAAAUGCCUGGCCAGUUCCGAGCCCAUCGGCACCCAGACCACUAAGCUUGAAGAGCAGAUCUCCCAACAUAAGGCUUUAGAGGAGGAGAUUAUAGGGCGCAGUAAGAGCUUGUACCAGGCAAUGAGUCUUGGCCAGGCUCUGCGGUCACUCACCUGUGUGGAUGAUAAAGAGCUGGUCCAGGCUAAACUGGACAGCACUCAGGGCAGCUACAUCGAGUUGCAGGAACGCUGCCGCACAAAGGCCGAGCUGCUGCAGCGGGCCCUGGCUAACGCACGGCUGUUUGGAGAGAACGAAGUAGCACUCAUGAACUGGCUGGACGAAAUACACGGCAGACUGAGCCACAUCUCUGUCCAGGACUAUACACCGGCCGUACUGGCAAAACAGCACGCUGACCAGCUGGCACUUCAUGAGGAUAUUGAGGUAAGGAGACAGCAUGUUGAACAGGCCCUGCAGAAUGGACUUGAGCUGCUCAAACAGACCACAGGCGAUGAAGUCAUCAUCAUUCAGGGCAAACUGGAUGGAAUAAAGACAAGAUAUGCUGACAUAAGCACAAUGAGCAAUGAUGUAAUGAAGACCCUGGACAAGGCCCUGUCUCUGGCCAACAAAGUACAACACACUCAUGAGGAGCUGCGCUUCUGGUUGGAAAAAGUGGAGUCUGAAUUGGCCACAUUUGGAGCUCAGGAACCAGUGGGCGAGCAACUUACUCAGGUGCAAGAGAGGCAGAAAGCGUUAAUGAAGGAGGUUCAAGAGCACAAGUCAGUAGUAGAUAAGCUGAAUGAAGUUAGUAGCGCUCUGCUAGAGCUGGUGCCAUGGCGUGCCCGAGAGGGGCUUGACAAACUGAUCACAGAGGACAACGAGCGCUACAAGUCAGCUACUGAUGCCAUCUCUCAGCAUAUGGACCAGACAGGAGCUGCCAUCUUAAAAUCACAGCAGUUUGAGCAGGCUGCAGACACUGAAUUAGCCUGGCUGACUGAAGCAGAGAAGAAGUUAUCAUCUCUAGGGGACAUUAAGCUGGAGGCAGAACAGACCACAGCUCAGCUGCAGGUUCAAAAGGGCUUCUCCAUGGACAUUAUGAGGCAUAAAGAUGCCGUGGAUGACAUCACUAAGACAGGCGAGACGAUAAUGAAAAGCAAAGAUGAGACUGAGAAACAGGCUCUAAAGGCUAAGAUUCAGGCUCUCAUGGAGAAGUACAACACGGUGAGUCAGUUGAACUCAGAGCGCUGUCUGCAGCUGGAGAGAGCACACUCCCUGGCCUGCCAGUUCUGGGAGACCUAUGAGGAGCUUUGGCCAUGGCUGCAGGAGACCCAGGCCAACUUCACUCAGUUCCCUUCACCUGCCAUCGAGUAUGACACUCUGAGACAGCAACAAGAGGAACUGCGGCAACUGAGGGAGCUGAUUGCAGAGCAUAAGCCGCACAUAGACAAGAUGAAUAAAACAGGCCCUCAGCUGGUGGAGAUCAGUCCACUGGAGGGUGAGCCCAUCAGAGAGAAAUUCCAGGCCACAGACAAGUUGUAUGCACAGCUUAAAGCAGAUGUUAAGCAGAGAGCUGCUGCCCUGGAUGAGGCCAUCUCUCAGUCUACUCAGUUCCACGAUAAGAUCGACCCCAUGCUGGAGUCUCUGAAUCGUAUAGCGGACCGUUUGCGUCAGCCCCCUUCCAUCUCUGUGGAAGUGGAAAAGAUUCGUGAGCAGAUUUCUGAGAACAAAGCUGUUAAUGUGGACUUGGAGAAACUGCAACCAUCUUAUGAAACUCUGAAGCAGCGAGGAGAGAACAUGAUCACUCGCUCAGAGGGUGCAGACAAAGACCUGUCAGCCAAAGCUGUACAAGACAAACUGGAUCAGAUGGUAUUUGUGUGGAAUGAUAUCCAUGCUCUGCUGGAGGAGAGGGAGGCUAAACUUCUCGAUGUGAUGGACCUGGCUGAGAAGUUCUGGUGUGACCACUGUGCUCUCAUCAUCACCAUCAAAGACACACAGGACUUGCUGAAAGACCUGGAGGAACCUGGAGUCGACCCCUCAGUUGUUAAACAGCAGCAGGAGUCUGUGGAGGGGUACCGAGAGGAGAUUGACGGUCUUCAGGAGGAACUGAAUGUGGUCCAGAAUCUAGGGGCAGAGCUGAUGACAGCCUGUGGAGAACCAGAUAAGCCUGUAAUCAAGAAGAGCAUUGACGAGGUGAACAUGGCAUGGGAGACUCUGAAUAAGACAUGGAAGGAGCGAGUGGACAGACUGGAGGAGGCUAUGCAGGCUGCUGUACAAUUCCAGGAUGGUCUUCAGGGCAUGUUUGACUGGGUGGAUAUUUUGGAGAGUAAACUGGAUUCCAUGUCACCUGUGGGCACAGACCUGGAAACUGUCAAACAGCAGAUUGAAGAGCUCAAGGAGUUCAAAAGUGAGGCAUACCAGCUUCAGAUUGAGAUGGAGAGGCUGAAUCACCAGGCAGGACUGCUACUGAAAAAAGUACAGGAGGAAGCAGACCGCAUUGCCAUUCAGGAGCCUAUGAACGAACUCAAAAUGCUUUGGGACAACCUAGAUGACAAGGUCAUCAACAGACAGCACAAGCUAGAGGGAGCCUUGUUGGCAUUAGGGCAGUUCCAGCAUGCUCUGGAUGAGCUUUUGGCCUGGCUGACUCAUACUGAAGAGCUGCUUAGUGGACAGAAGAAAACCAGCGGUGAUCCCAAAGCUAUUGAGAUAGAACUAGCCAAACACCAUGUGCUGCAUAAUGAUGUACUGGCCCAUAAGACCACAGUGGAGGCAGUUAACAAAGCCGGCAGAGAUUUGAUGGAGUCCAGUGCAGGAGAGGAAGCAUGUGGCCUGCAGAGCAAGCUAGAAAACCUUAACCAACGUUGGACAAGCAUCCUGGAGAAGACUGAGCAGAGGAGGCAGCUUUUGGACAGCGCCUUACUCCAGGCCCAAGGUUUCCAUGGGGAGAUUGAAGAUAUGCAACAAUGGCUGAAAGACACAGAAUGUCAGCUGUUAGCAUCAAAAGCAGUUGGAGGCCUACCAGACACAGCCCGCGAGCAGCUUAACACCCAUCUGGAGUUAUGUAGUGCAAUGGAGGUGAAGGAGGAACUGUACCAGAAGCUUCUUCACAGAGGUCAGCAGCUGAUAGCCAUGACCCCAGAGAACCAGGACAGCAGUACUGAGCAGGACCUCCACAACCUUCAAGAAAAGUGGGAAUGUGUGCAGGCCAAAGUGGCUGAGAGGAAGGUGAAACUGGAAGAGGCAUUAGCGCUGGCCACAGAUUUUCAUAAUUCUCUGCAGGACUUCAUUAACUGGCUGACUCAAGCAGAGCAGACCCUCAACAUGAUCUCUCCAGCCUCCCUCAUCCUGGAAACAAUCUUGUUCCAGAUUGAUGAACAUAAGAUCUUUGCAACUGAGGUCAACUCACACCGGGAUCAGAUCAUUGAGCUGGAUAAGACAGGCACCCAUCUGAAAUACUUCAGCCAGAAGCAGGAUGUGGUCCUGAUUAAAAACCUGCUCCUAAGUGUGCAAAGCCGCUGGGACAAAGUAGUGCAGCGUUCGGUGGAGCGAGGACGCCUGCUGGAUGAUGCGAGGAAACGUGCAAAGCAGUUUCAUGAAAGCUGGACCAAGCUCAUGGAGUGGCUGGAGGAGUCAGAGAGAGCUCUGGACUCAGAGCUGGAGAUCGCUAAUGACCCCGACAAGAUCAAAAUGCAGCUGUCUCAGCACAAGGAGUUCCAGAAGGCCCUGGGUGCCAAGCAUUCUGUGUACGACACCACCAGCCGCACAGGCCGAGCCUUGAAGGACAAGACCUCACUCCAGGAUGACAACCAGAAACUGGACAACAUGCUCUGCGAGCUCAGAGACAAGUGGGACACGGUUUGUGGCAAGUCCGUAGAAAGGCAGAACAAGCUGGAGGAGGCUCUGCUGUUCUCAGGCCAGUUCACUGACGCUCUGCAGGCUCUGAUUGACUGGCUUUAUAAAGUAGAGCCACAGCUGGCAGAGGACCAGCCUGUACAUGGAGACAUUGAUUUGGUACUCAACCUCAUUGACAGCCACAAGGUGUUUCAGAAGGAACUUGGAAAGAGGACAGGCUCUGUACAGGCUCUGAAACGUUCAGCCCGUGAGCUGAUCGAGAACAGACAUGAUGACUCUUCCUGGGUCAAAGUUCAGAUGCAGGAGCUGAGUUUGCGCUGGGAGACGGUGUGCGCCCUCUCUGUGUUCAAACAGACACGGCUGGAACAAGCUCUGUGUCAGGCAGAGGAGUUUCAUUCGACUGUUCAUAUCCUGCUGGAGUGGUUGGCUGAAGCAGAACAGAGCCUCCGUUUCCAUGGGUCUCUGCCUGAGGAUGAGGAAACCCUGCGUGGCCUGAUUGAACAGCACAAAGAAUUCAUGAAGAAGCUGGAAGAAAAGAGUGUAGCUCUGGGCAAAGCCAUCAGCAUGGGUGAAGCCAUCUUAGCUAUCUGCCAUCCAGACUCUAUCACCACUGUGAAACACUGGAACACCAUAAUUAAAGCCCGCUUUGAGGAGGUCACAGCGUGGGCACGGCAGCAUCAGCAGAGGUUAUCUAGUGCUCUGAGUGAGCUUAUGGCCACUCAGGAACUCCUGGAGAAUCUGCUGAGCUGGUUACAGUGGGCAGAGACCACACUCACUGAGAAAGACAAGGAGGUCCUGCCUCAGGAGAUUGAGGAGAUCAAAGCUCUCAUCACUGAGCAUCAGACCUUCAUGGAGGAGAUGACCAGAAAACAACCAGAUGUGGACAAAGUCACUAAAACUCAUAAAAGGAAAGCCACAGCUGACCCACCAGUUCAGUCUCAGAUUCCAGUACUGGAAAAAGGAAGAACAGGCCGAAAGAGAUCCCAGGCCCAGUCCAUGUAUCCAGCGACAGUCCAGGCUCCAAUAGAGACUAAGAACCCAAGAGUGAACCUGUUGGUCAGUAAAUGGCAGCAGGUCUGGCUUUUGGCCCUGGACAGGAGAAGAAAACUGAAUGAUGCACUGGACCGAUUAGAGGAGCUGAAAGAAUUCGCCAACUUUGACUUUGAUGUCUGGAGGAAGCGCUACAUGCGAUGGAUGAACCACAAGAAAUCACGGGUCAUGGACUUCUUUCGUCGCAUGGAUAAGGAUCAGGAUGGCAAAGUCACCAGGCAGGAGUUUAUUGACGGGAUUCUUUCUUCAAAGUUUCCCACCAGUCGACUGGAGAUGAGUGCUGUAGCAGACAUUUUUGAUCGUGAUGGUGACGGCUACAUUGACUACUAUGAGUUUGUUGCUGCUCUGCAUCCAAACAAAGACGCCUACAAACCACUUACUGAUGCUGAUAAGAUAGAAGAUGAGGUAACACGCCAGGUGGCAAAGUGCAAGUGUCCUAAACGGUUCCAAGUGGAGCAAAUUGGUGCGAACAAAUACCGGUUCUACCUUGGAAACCAGUUUGGUCUGGUUCACUGCUUACAUGAUCCGUUAAUCGCCGAUGAGAGUAUAACAAACAGGGACAAUCAAAAUCUAAACUCCCAACUGCACGUUGCUGUUUUGGAAAGCUGUAUCCUGUUUGGAGACUCGCAGCAGCUCAGGCUGGUGCGGAUCCUGCGCAGCACUGUUAUGGUGCGGGUGGGAGGAGGCUGGAUGGCCCUCGAUGAGUUCCUAGUCAAGAACGACCCGUGUAGAGUUCAUCACCACGGGAGUAAAAUGUUGCGCUCGGAAUCAAACUCGUCCAUUACUCAGUCUCCUAUAGGUUGGCAACUCUCACACUUUCUCUCCUUGCUCCAUCCCAGUGCUAAAGGUAGGACCAACGUGGAGUUGCGAGAGAAGUUCAUACUUCCGGAAGGGACCACUCAAGUGAUGGCCAGCUUUCGCUACAGAGGUCGAAGGUCACGGCCAUCCUCAAGGGGUGCCUCCCCGAACAGAUCGAACUCCAGCCACAGUUGUCCUGCACAGCCCAAUCCUGCUGCGACUGGUACACCAAAGACUCUCCAACAUUUAACCCGCAAUUAUGAUAAACCCUGGCUGACAAACAGCAAAUCAGCUACUCCCUUAAAGACAUCCGACUCUUUUGAGAGCCAGGGGUCAUCCAAUGAGAGUACACCCAUUCAAGGCAGCAAGCUCCGGUUGCCUGGCUAUUUGUCAGGAAAAGGUUUCCAGUCUGGAGAGGAGGGAACCCUGAUAAACGCUGCUAUUCUGAAAGCUAGAAGUCAGGCUGCUGGACACAGUAGGAUUCCCAGCAGGCCUGGCAGUAAGGCAGGGAGCCGUGGAAGCAGCCGGCGAGGGAGCGACGCCUCUGACUUUGACAUCUCCGAUAUCCAGUCCAUCUGCUCUGACGUGUCGGAGACGGUGAUGGACUCUGCAAGGCCACGCUCUUCGCCCCGCCAGCCUGGAGUUAAACCCUCCAAAAUCCCUACACCGCAGAGGAGAAGCACGGCCAGCAGCAAACUGGCCAAAACCACGACCAAGAGAUAGUCAGCAGCUGGCUUCUAUCUUUACAGCACUGUGCUGGAACACACUGGACAAAAACUGGACUCCCGAAGACACUAAAAACUGCAAAAUGUCCUUAUUUAAAAUGAACAAGUAGCAAGUUGUAAAUUAUGAAAAAAAAAAAAAAAAAAAGUGUAGCAAGUUGUAAAUUAUUCCAAGGAGAAACGAGGUGAAGUAAGUGGGAUUGAUGCUGUGUGAGUGGAACAUGACAGUUUUGUGUAUUUGUUGUGUAUUUUUAAUUUCUGUGAAUAAUGUCGCAUCAGAUUUUAUUUUAUUGUAUCGCUGCUACAACAGGAGAGGUUAGCAAGCACUGGCAGGAGAAGACGACUGUACAUUGUGAAGCUAAAUAAUUUUCCACAUUCUUGGACUGAGCUCACGUUGAAAGCUGAAUGUACUGUAAAUCUCCACAAGCUUGCAAAUAAUAUUAUGCCACUGCGUUUCACAAGGGCACCCUGACUAUUUAUUCAUCUAUUUAAAGUGCAAUGAUGUGUUGCUGAGAAUGCAUUUUAAAGGGCAAUACAAUACUAACUAAUUGUAAUCACUGCAAGUGCUCCUCCUAAAACACUACAUGGCCUUCAAAACAAAAAAAGGCUGUCCAUCAUAUCCACCUGCUGCAUAAUGUUUUAAGUUCCUAAUCCUAUCAUUGUGUGCCAUUUAACCUUGACAGGAACCUUCCACGGUUCUAACUAGCAGAUAUUCAUAAGUGCAUUCAUGUCUGUGUACUGUAUGACUCGGUGUCAGUGGAUUACUCACAUUUUUGUAAUAAACCUGCUUGCAGAAAGCUAUGGCAGUAUUCGAAAAUGCAAA
This is a messenger RNA of Pangasianodon hypophthalmus (striped catfish), 27956 nucleotides long. It is a transcript of the gene dst, whose product is annotated as dystonin. The record is from RefSeq and is a predicted model, not a curated record. The coding region runs from base 1608 to 27134 and encodes 8508 amino acids. Gene Ontology annotation, molecular function: structural molecule activity; calcium ion binding; microtubule binding. Gene Ontology annotation, cellular component: cytoskeleton; cytoplasm; focal adhesion. The transcript is spliced from 103 exons. NCBI's taxonomy places the organism in Eukaryota, Metazoa, Chordata, Actinopteri, Siluriformes, Pangasiidae. Gene Ontology annotation, biological process: intermediate filament bundle assembly; cytoplasmic microtubule organization; wound healing.